AUGGAGGGCAUCCUGGAGGAUAACCCAUCAAGCCAGGACGACUCCCAACCGCGACGUCCGAUCUCAGAACACCAUGAAGAGACAAACCAAGCAAAAAUAGCAAGCACCGUCCACCACGCAAACGAGGACGUCACGACGGACCCACAACAUCCCGAGAAAGCCAGGGACAAAGCGGCACAAAUCAUCCAGGAUCUCUGUCUCCGAGUCCAAGAACUUGAAGGCAAGCUAAGCGACCGGGAAAAACACAAUAACGAGCAUGGAAGCCAGGCAACUUCCAGGUCAAGAUCCCACCACGGAAGGUCGCCAAUCCGGCAGCACAAUAGGAGAGAUGGUCGCAGCACCUCACGCAACCGCCGACGCGAGAAGUCGCCCGAACGACGAUACGACAAGAAACACCAUCGCAGCGAUUCUCGGGAUGUAAACCGUCAGCAUGAUUCAGACGAAGACCGGAGAUACCGAAGCACCAAGCGCACGAGAAGCGACCAUACUAUAAUGGGAGCUACGCCCUUCACGGAAGGAAUCUUAGAGCAAAACUCCCCAAAGGUUCGACAAACCCACCGACAUGAAGUACGACGGAACCAAAGACCCUCAAGAGCACCUAACGGCCUUCGAGGCCAGAAUGAACUUAGAAGGAGCAUCCGACGCAGUCCGAUGCAGAGCCUUCCCAGUAACCCUGGCCGGGCCAGCGAUCAAAUGGUUCAACGCCCUCCCAAACGGAUCCAUAACUAG
Arachis stenosperma is the source of this 729-nucleotide messenger RNA. RefSeq lists its product as uncharacterized. Bases 1 to 729 code for a protein of 242 amino acids. NCBI's taxonomy places the organism in Eukaryota, Viridiplantae, Streptophyta, Magnoliopsida, Fabales, Fabaceae. The transcript has a single exon. The record is from RefSeq and is a predicted model, not a curated record.